Messenger RNA from Paraglomus brasilianum, 147 nucleotides. NCBI's taxonomy places the organism in Eukaryota, Fungi, Glomeromycota, Glomeromycetes, Paraglomerales, Paraglomeraceae. The record is from the annotation of a GenBank genome assembly.
AAUGCAAUUCAAGAGAUCAUCCAUAUAAUUGAGAAAAUAGAAAGCAACGAAUUAGAGGCCCAAGUCUUUCAAAGAAAUAAUACAUGUCUUCAAUUACCACUUGCAGGAACUACACCAACUCCUCAGACCUCACUUGGAAAAAAUUAG